AUGGUGGUUAGUUUGUGCGCAUGCUCAUGUUCAUUUCAAUAUUCCCAGUUCCACAAACGUGAGUUAUUUCUGCAUAAUGCAUCAUUGCAUGUGGUACGGGCGCUGGUGCCGCUGUGCUCACUGCUCACGCGGCCGCAACCCACACACACAACAGAGCACCCCUGCAACGUCAAAGAAUUCAAGAUCUACAUUGGCCUAACCGAGGACCAUCUGACGGAAGUGCUGCACUCUGGGCUCAAGAACGAUGGCGUGUCGGAGACGUUCGCGUUAAGACAUGUGAAUAGCGCUGGUGUGCGCAUUCCGACGCGUUUUUUGAAGAUCGUCCCGCUCUCCGCCCAUGGGCAUUCCUUCCAUAUUUCUAUUUGGUUCGUCUCGCUGGCGGGCAUCGACGAUGAGGCCUUCAUGAGCCAAUACCGCGAGAAAGCCGCCCUGCGCCACAUCCUAAAGCACCUCCGCAAACGCCGCUUCAUGUCGCCCUUCAAAUCCAUCCUCUCCGCCGUCGACCUCGAGAUCGAACAUCCGCUCAUCACCCAGCUGUACGAGGCGCUCGUCUCCGACGCGAAUUGGUCAGAGGCGGAGAACGUCAUCCGGCGAGCUUCGUCCGCCGGACUGUUCGAUUCGUACCUUCAUUCGACUCAACCUCGCGCGGUCUGGAAACAGAUAUACGGGCUCGACGCGAAUGGGGAUGUGCCUAGUAAAAGGGGAGGACACGCGAUGUGUAUCGAUGGAGUUAAUGGGAAGAUUUAUUUGUUUGGGGGAUGGGAUGGACAUGCGAGUCUCGGUGAUUUCUGGGUGUAUUCUAUUAAGGAGGAUAGGUGGCAGGCUUUGAGUAGGGGGGAUGGGGAGGAUGGGAGGAAUACGCCGGGACCGAGGUCGUGUCAUAAGAUGGUGUUUGAUUCGAAGACGGAGUCGGUGUAUAUGUUGGGGAGGUUGGCGGAGAGUGAUGAGAUGGUUGGGGCUACGCCGGGUCAGGAUAUGAGUUCGCCUGCACGACGAGCGGAGUUCUAUAGGUAUCGGACGACUGGGCCACAGGCAGGGACCUGGGAGGAGUUGAUGGAUACCUCUUCGCCAUAUCACGGGCCGCCAUUGCUGUUUGACCACCAGAUGGCUAUCGAUCCGGAUGCUCAAGUUAUCUAUAUCUGUGGCGGUCGUCUGAGUGAGAAUAGCAUAGUGCCCGCCAAGUACGCUGGAAUGUACGCGUACAAUAUCGCUUCCGGAAUAUGGCAGCACCUUAUACCGGAGGACAAGACAAAACCACUCGCACGUUAUUCCCUCACUCGCAGACAUGGGCAUUCGAUGGUCCUUGACCCUGUCAAACGCAAACUCUACGUCUUCGCCGGACUGGAAGACGACAGCUACCUCUCUGACAUGCACGUCUAUGAUAUCGCUACGAACGAGUCGGUGGAAAUCUUCUCUAGCGUCACUGCUGCAGGGGGUCCCGAGGCCUUGUUCACCCACCGCGCCGUCAUGGACCCAUCGUUAAACGAGAUCUAUGUUUUCUGUGGCUUGAACAGAGCCGCACAUUCAUUUGUCCCUAGGCUUGAAGGAGGUGGCGCCUGCUGGAUGUACCGAUACAAUAACCAACCAGGGACAUGGACGAAGAUCACGCAGCAGGUGGAAGGCGAGAGCGAGGCGCAGAACGAGCGUCCUCGCCCUCGGUACGCUCAUCAGAUCGUGUACGACACGACUACUAAGACGGCAUAUCUGCACGGUGGGAACUCUGGUCGAAUGCUGCUGGAAAACGGAGACGCGGAAGAGACUGUGGGGACCUCGGAGGAUGCGAUGGCAGAACAGCGCUUGGACGACUUCUGGAGUAUGCAGCUUCGCCGACCUCAACCUGAGGAAGUGGUCCGUCGUGCGAUAUUACAGAUUCGAUGUCAGCACUUCCGUGAGAUGUGCCAUGAGGUGUCGCCCGUGCAAGCUCUCCGAUUCCUACAGACCGAUGUGAAUGGUGUUGUUGACCACGACGAUCCCGUCGAGACGGGGAUGUUCCGAGACCUGCUCUCUCAUCUUCUUCUCACGCAAACCAAUGGCCAAUCACAUCGAACUCCGAGUUCCAAUACGUCUGCCGAUAGUACGCGUAACGUCGUCGGGACACCCACCUCGGGAUUGGCGAGGUUGCUGCGUAGAACCAAUGAAGACGGAGCCGCGACGGAGCGAAUCCAUCAACGCACGGAGAUAUUUGAGACGUUGUUGAAGUUCUUCCCGCCGAACGAGAAAGAACCGGGUUCGGACUUGAUCGAUAUAAUCGACUGGUGCGAGGAGAGUACGCAUGGCUAG
Messenger RNA from Stereum hirsutum FP-91666 SS1, 2280 nucleotides. RefSeq lists its product as uncharacterized. The record is from RefSeq and is a predicted model, not a curated record. NCBI's taxonomy places the organism in Eukaryota, Fungi, Basidiomycota, Agaricomycetes, Russulales, Stereaceae. Gene Ontology annotation, cellular component: cytoplasm. The transcript has 8 exons. Bases 1 to 2280 code for a protein of 759 amino acids. Gene Ontology annotation, molecular function: protein binding.